Messenger RNA from Pteropus alecto (black flying fox), 1025 nucleotides. It is a transcript of the gene AKR1D1, whose product is annotated as aldo-keto reductase family 1 member D1. Gene Ontology annotation, cellular component: cytosol. Lineage: Eukaryota; Metazoa; Chordata; Mammalia; Chiroptera; Pteropodidae. The transcript has 9 exons. The record is from RefSeq and is a predicted model, not a curated record. Gene Ontology annotation, biological process: bile acid biosynthetic process. The coding region runs from base 45 to 1025 and encodes 326 amino acids. Gene Ontology annotation, molecular function: steroid dehydrogenase activity; Delta4-3-oxosteroid 5beta-reductase activity; aldose reductase (NADPH) activity.
UCAGAACCACUCCUGGGUAUCUGAAACCCCAGACUCUCUCCAAGAUGUACCUCAGUGCUGCAGACCAUCGCAUACCUCUAAGUGAUGGAAACAGCAUUCCUAUCAUCGGGCUUGGUACCUUCUCAGAACCUAAAUUGACUCCUAAGGGAAUGUGUGUUGCAUCGGUGAAGACUGCCAUCGACAUUGGGUUCCGGCACUUUGAUGGGGCCUACGUCUACCAGAACGAGCACGAGGUGGGGGAGGCCAUCAGGGAGAAAAUGGCAGAAGGAAAGGUGCGGAGAGAGGAUAUUUUCUACUGUGGAAAGCUGUGGACUACACAUCAUGACCCAGAGAUGGUCCGUCCAAGCCUGGAGAGGACACUCAGGGUCCUCCAGCUAGAUUAUGUCGAUCUUUACAUCAUUGAAUUACCCAUGGCUUUUAAGCCUGGAGAUGAACCCUAUCCUAAAGAUGAGAAUGGCAAAUACCUAUAUCACAAGACAAAUCUGUGUGCUACUUGGGAGGCUCUGGAAGCUUGCAAAGAUGCUGGCUUGGUGAAAUCCCUUGGUGUAUCCAAUUUUAAUCGCAGGCAGCUGGAGCUAAUCCUGAACAAACCGGGACUCAGACAUAAGCCAGUCAGCAACCAGGUGGAGUGCCAUCCGUAUUUCACCCAGACAAAACUCCUGAAAUUUUGCCAACAACAUGAUAUUGUCCUCGUUGCAUACAGCCCUUUGGGAACUUCUAGGAAUCCAUUCUGGGUGAAUGUAUCUUCCCCACCCUUGUUAAAAGACCCACUUCUAAACUCACUGGGGAAAAAGUACAAUAAAACAGCCGCUCAAGUUGUUUUGCGUUUCAACAUCCAGCGAGGAGUGGUUGUCAUUCCUAAAAGCUUCAACCCUGAAAGGAUCAAAGAAAACUUUCAGAUCUUUGACUUUUCUCUCACCAAAGAAGAAAUGAAUGACAUCGAGGCCUUGAAUAAAAAUGUCCGCUUCGUGGAGAUGCUCAUGUGGUGUGAUCAUCCCGAAUAUCCAUUUCAUGAGGAAUACUGA